Symbiodinium natans is the source of this 1035-nucleotide messenger RNA. The record is from the annotation of a GenBank genome assembly. Lineage: Eukaryota; Dinophyceae; Suessiales; Symbiodiniaceae.
AUGGCCUGCCAGAAUGCAGCAGCGUCAGCAAAGAGAUUUCUGGGCAUCUUGGUGGUGAUGUUGCUGAGCGAUGGUGCUGUCACUCGGCUAGUUGCAGCGAGUGCCGCAAAUCCUGCUGCCUGUGUCGCGGCCGAUGCAGCCUUGGCUUUCGUCAAAGCUUCCCCGGUCGUGGUGGGGGCACAGCAGAAGGACAAAUGGCUGGCCAUGUUCGCCGAGAACGGGCUCAUCCAAGACCCAUUCGGAGCGAUACACCAGCAAGGCCGUCAACAGCAGUCUGAUUUCUGGGAUACUUUCAUCUCAGGAAUCAACAUCACAUUUGCCCCGCACUAUGACAUCGUCACUUGCACCAGUGUCGUGCGCAUUGUCAACAUCUCUGCCAUCACUCCAAACGGCUGCCCUACUAACAUGCGUACCAUCAUCGUGUACGACUUGAUACCUCCGCCUGCAGAGGCGCAUGCCAAGCUUCCUUCAGCUGCCAAGCUGCAGCUAGCCAGCUUGACGGCGCUCUGGUCUCUGCAGGAACGCUCGGCUCAGCUCUUCAGACACACAUGUGCCUGGAAGGCCACAGCUCAGAUGAGCAUCCGAAUGCUCAAGUUCCUUGGUCCGACAGGAGCAGGCCGCUACGCCAGCGGGUUCUUCAGCAUCGGAAAGGAAGGGCAGUCUGCAGCUGCGGCAGCAUUAGCUGAUCUAGCUGGCGAAGAUGGGGUGCGAGCCUUCUCCAGGCACUUCUCUGAAUCAGGCUCGCUGACCUUGCACCAGCCUGGAUCUGCUAGGACCUUUGUGUCUCCGACGGCCAUCGUUGCUGGCUUGGGAGAUUGGGGAUGCAAGCUGGUGGCGCCACCCAACUCAACAGUGCCAACAGCUAGACGAGUUAGUGCCGAGGUCGGCUUUGCCUGUGGCAGUUCAAAACAUGCACCAGGCUUGGCCGUCAUCGACUUCGCGGCGGACUCUCUGUCGCUUGUGGCUGCAGCCUUCUACGUGGGGACGCCCACAGGACCCGUGCUGAGCCCCAAAAGGGAGCAGGCGGUCAUAUAG